Meloidogyne enterolobii is the source of this 683-nucleotide messenger RNA. The record is from the annotation of a GenBank genome assembly. NCBI's taxonomy places the organism in Eukaryota, Metazoa, Nematoda, Chromadorea, Rhabditida, Meloidogynidae.
UUUUGAGUGGCAUUUUGUCGAUCGGAGCCCUGGGAAUAGUAGUUAUUCUCUGCAUCAUGUCGGCACUGAACCUGAUGGAGAAAGUUGGGAGGAUAGAGGAGAAAUUAGUUUUGAUUUAGAUAAACAACGUUUAGCUUUAAUUCAACAAAUGCAGAAAAAUUUAGAAAUACAUAGAAAACAUCAAAGUCCUCGACGUUAUCCAUCUGUACCUUUUGAUGGACCUUUUUUUCGAUUGGAGGAAGUUGGGAAUAAUAUUCCAGGGACUUCAACUAGUGGAGGGAAAAUACCUGCUCCACCGCCACCUCCCCCUCAAGGAUGGACUCCGCGUCAAUCUUCAUCACAAAUAUAUGAACAACAAUCUCCUUCCAAUAAUCCUGAGGAAGAAGAGUUUGAUGAAGCAAGUGGAGGGAGAGUUGUUUAUUGGCCAGCACCUGACCCGAAAAGUCGCCUUCCAAAGCAAGCACCUCCACCACCAAAAAAUUUAAGAGAUCCUGAACGAUUAGAAGAAUUUCUUAGACAAGAACAAAUGCAGAAAGAAGCAGAAGCUCUUCGAACGCAACGAGAAGCUGAAUUAAGGGAUAGGCAGGUAGAAAGAGAAAUUCCGUGCAUUACAACAACAACAACAAAACCAUGCUAGAGUUGCAUCUACUUCUACUUCAAAUUAUUUUCCUUCACCUCCUUCA